This is a messenger RNA of Sitophilus oryzae (rice weevil), 1824 nucleotides long. Its product is annotated as venom carboxylesterase-6-like. The coding region runs from base 71 to 1750 and encodes 559 amino acids. Lineage: Eukaryota; Metazoa; Arthropoda; Insecta; Coleoptera; Curculionidae. The transcript has 11 exons. The record is from RefSeq and is a predicted model, not a curated record.
AUCAGAAUACAGUUUUUUUUUCAUUGUCGUCAUAGUAAUUUAAACUACAAAGGAAGGCACACACAUAGAUAUGUUUAUCUAUUACUUUUACUGGUUUUUUAUUAUUGAGUUUGCAUUCAUUUGUUGUCAGGACCUCAGUCCAACUGUGACACUUGAAGAUGGACAAGUGAGAGGAACCGUAAACCGCACUGUGGGAUUGGGAAAAACUUAUUAUGCAUAUAGAGGUAUACCAUUUGCUAAAAAACCCAUCGACAACUUAAGAUUUGCAUCGCCAGUUAAAAAUGAUGCAUGGAAUGGUGUACUCAAUGCGACUUACGAUAAGGACGAAUGUACUCAACUUAAUGUUUUUAGCAAUCUUAGUAAAGAGUCAGAUGUAACAGGAUCAGAAGAUUGCUUGUACAUUAACGUAUACACUACUAAACUCAACGCCACUCUUCCUGUUAUGGUUUGGAUAUAUGGUGGUGGAUUUAUUGGUGGAUCAUCAGCUUACCGAAACGGGGGACCUGAUUAUCUCCUUGACGAAGACAUAAUUUUUGUCUCAUUUAAUUACAGGCUGGGUGUAUUUGGAUUUCUAAGUACUGAAGACAACGCAGCAACAGGAAAUUGGGGAUUAAAAGACCAGCUACUAGCGCUUAAAUGGGUUCAAACCAAUAUUAAACGCUUUGGUGGAGAUUCAAAUAAAGUAACAAUAUUUGGAGAGAGUGCUGGAGCUGCAUCUGUAUCAUAUAUUGUAGAUAGCAAGUUAUCAAAAGGGCUAUUUGCAGGUGCUAUAAUGCAAAGUGGGACAAGUUUGUGUUUAUGGGCUUUGAGUAGAGAUGCCAGAAAGAAAGCAUUUGAUGUUGGAAAAAAACUCAAUAUAAAAACUACUAAUAGCACAAAGAAUCUGAUUGAUAGUCUUCGGAAAGUGGACUAUAGAAAAUUAAAAGUAGCCGAAAAUAAUGUCACGUUAUCAUAUAUUCCAGAUAUUUUUUCCGGACUUCCUUUCGGUGUUGUUCAAGAACCUGACCAUGAGAAUGCAAUACUCAGUGAUCGUUCCUAUAAGCUGUUAUCUACUGGCGAUUUUAAUCGAGUCCCAUUGAUAAUAGGAUACAAUUCGCUUGAAAUUAAAGGAAUACCGAGCGAUCUUUCUUUACCAUCCCUACUUCUAAGCCAGAUUAUACUAAGCGUUCCUAAGUUAGCACCGUAUGAUUUAACUGGCAACCUUUUGCUUAGAUUUUUAGCUGGAAAAAUUAUUAGAGUACAUUAUUUCGGACUUGAUUUGGUAAUUGACCCGCAUUCAACACAGGUCUCUAAGUUUUUGAGUGUGGAUCAGUUCAGCAGGCCAAUUAGAAAAACUGUUGAACUUAUGUCAAAAUAUACUAACGUCUUCUACUACAAGCUUUCUUAUGAGGGAAAGUUAGGGAACCCAAAUAGAACAUCGCCAGGUGUGGGGCAUGCUGAAGAUAUAAAUUAUCUUUUUUACUUGGGUAAUAUUACUGUAUCACCAGAAGAUGCUUUAACCAGGAAAAGACUAGUUACACUAUGGACUAAUUUUGCAAAAUUCGGAAAUCCCACGCCAAUAAGUACAUCUGAUGUUCUUCAAAAUACAACAUGGAUUCCUAACACAAAACUUAAUCAAACAAACGUAUAUUAUUUAAACAUAAACAAAACUCUAAGUAACGAAAUAAAUCCCGAUCAAGCAGAUUGGAACUUCUAUUCUCAAAUUAUUUAUGGCGUUUUUGGAAAUGAAUCAUAUUAUACUACUUACUGAAAUGUAUACAAAAUAUAUUUAUAUUCCCAAUAUCCAAUAUCCAUAUUUUAAAUAAAAACCAGCACAACAAAAUA